Molecule: messenger RNA, 552 nt
Organism: Echinostoma caproni
Lineage: Eukaryota; Metazoa; Platyhelminthes; Trematoda; Plagiorchiida; Echinostomatidae
Source: the annotation of a GenBank genome assembly
AUGAAGCAAUCCGUCGGCCGCCCGAGUAUUGGUGGUAACUUCUCCCUAAUAGACCACAAUGGGAAACCCUGCACACUGGAAGAUUUCAAGGGAAAGUGGGUACUGUUGUAUUUUGGAUUUUGCCGAUGCCCUGACAUUUGCCCGGAACAACUGGAAAAAGUGGUCGAAGUCAGUGACCGAAUAGGCAAGUUAACAUUGUUCGAGUGUCAUUCAUUGCUUAACAAAACCAAGCAUCAACUUGUUCCCGUAUUUGUCACGGUGGAUGCUGAACGGGACACCCCUCAGGUCGUGUCGGAAUAUAUUCACGAAUUCUCUCCAAACCUUGUCGGACUGACCGGUACGAAAGAGCAGAUCGAUAAGGUGGCCAAGCUGUACCGGAUUUAUUACAGUGCUGGACCUAAAGAUGUCGAAGGGGACUACAUUGUUGACCACACUGUCGUGAUGUACUUGAUGGAUCCGAAUGGCCAGUUUAGCGAUUACUAUGGUCAGAAUAAAACAGCUGCGGAAAUGACGAGAAACAUCCUCUCAAAAAUGGCUAACUUUUCCGGAUGA